AUGUCAGUGAGCAACAGGGAUUCAAACGAUUGGACCCAGCGUCCUAUUACCAGAAAUAGCAGCUCAUCCUCACUUUUUAGCCUCCCCCGUUCACCAGUCUUAGAAAGAAGCGGGUUGAUGAUAGAGUAUGCACAGACAGAACAGAGAGAAAUGAGAGAAAGAGAAGAGACAGGAAAUAGAGAGGGAAUGGAAAGAGAAUUGAAAAAGCGAAGAGAAAGGGAAACAAGAAUGAGAGAAGACAGAACCGCAGAGGAGAGCCUUCCACUUCAGGAGACUCCGCCCUGGCAGUGUGAGCACUACCAGAGACGUUGUACUGUCAAGUUUCCAUGUUGCGGAGUGUUUUAUCCGUGCGAACGCUGUCACAAUUUAUCGGGGACAUGCCCUGCUAAUGAUAAGAAGGCACGUCAUGCGACGCAUGUCAAGUGCGGAAAUUGUGGACGCGAAGAAGAGAUAAACAAAGAAAGUCAAACCUGCAAACGCUGUGGCGUAAAAUUGUCAGAAUAUUUCUGCCCAAAGUGUCAGCAUUUUAUAGGUGUUGACAAGAACCCUUUCCACUGUGAGAAGUGUAAAAUCUGCCGCUUAAACAAGGACACAUCCUUUCACUGCGACGUGUGCAAUGUUUGCAUGGGGAAGCAAAUGGAGGGAAAACACAAAUGUCGGCUGAACUCAGGACAACUUGACAAUUGUUGCAUCUGCUUUGAGGAGGUGUUCACCGGUGGCCAAAUCAUGCCAUGCUCACAUAAGGUUCAUAAAGAGUGUGGCUCUAGAAUGAUGUUUUAUGCAAAGAUACAGAAUCGCGUUCUUACUUGCCCGAUGUGCCGCCACCCUGUGGAAGGUCACGAAACAGAAGAUCCAAGCCAAGAUGGUUAAUACAAGCUAGAAUUCCCACUACA
This is a messenger RNA of Pocillopora verrucosa, 893 nucleotides long. The record is from RefSeq and is a predicted model, not a curated record. Lineage: Eukaryota; Metazoa; Cnidaria; Anthozoa; Scleractinia; Pocilloporidae.